Molecule: messenger RNA, 2517 nt
Organism: Eruca vesicaria subsp. sativa (arugula)
Lineage: Eukaryota; Viridiplantae; Streptophyta; Magnoliopsida; Brassicales; Brassicaceae
Source: the annotation of a GenBank genome assembly
AUGGCGAUUUUUUUCAACCCAGAGAAUGCACUAAAGCGUGCAGAAGAACUUAUCAGUGUUGGGCAGAAACAAGAUGCUCUCAAGGUGCUUCACGAUCUCAUCACCUCAAGGAGCUUCAGAUCAUGGCAGAAACCACACGAGAAGAUUAUGUUUAGAUACGUGGAGCUUUGCGUUGACUUGAAGAUGGGACGGUUCGCUAAAGAUGGAUUGAUCCAAUACCGUAAUUCUUGCCAGCAAGUGAACGUGACUUCCUUUGAAGAAGUAACCAAGCGAUUCAUACAACUUGCUACCGUAAAAGCUGAGCAGGCCCUUGAUGAGAAGGCCUUUGAUGUAGAUGAUCUUGAGGUUACAUUGUGGCUCAAGUUCUUGUGGGAGACAUACAGAACCGUUCUUGAGAUAUUACGAAACAACUCCAAGUUGCAAGCCUUGUAUGCGUUUACGGCACAUAAAGCAUUCCAGUUCUUUAAGAAGUAUAAACGACCAACAGAGUUUCGUAGGGUCUGCGAAAUUAUGAGAAACAAUUUGGAGAACCUUAACAAAUACAGAGACCAGAGGGACCGUCCUGACUUGACAGAGCCUGAGACUUUGCAACUAUACCUAGACACAAGAUUUGAGCAGUUAAAAGUAGCUACUGAGCUUGGACUUUGGCAGGAAGCUUUUCGCUCUGUUGAAGAUAUAUAUGGACUGAUGAGCAUGGUCAACAAAACUCUUAGGCCAUCUUUAUUGGUGGUUUAUUAUUCUAAAUUGACUGAGAUCUUCUGGACUUCCUCUUGUCAUCUUUACCAUGCUUAUGCGUGGUUGAAGCUGUUUAGCUUGCAGAAGAAUUUCAACAAGAAUUUAAGCCAGAAGGAUCUGCAGUUGGUAGCUUCUUCUGUUGUCCUGGCCGCAUUAUCUGUUUCACCGUUUGGUCAUGCACAUGGUGCUUCCCAUUUCGAACUUGAAAUUGAGAAAGAACGCAAUUUAAAGAUGGCCAACCUCAUAGUCUUCAAUCUUGAACCUAAAUUCGAAGGCAGAGACAUGGUAACAUUUUAUCUGUUUGUUUCAAGUGGUGUUUUGAGCUGUGCAACUCAGGAGGUCAAAGAUCUUUACCAUCAACUAGAGAAUGAGUUUCACCCACUUGAUCUCAGUUCCAAGACUAAGCCUUUGCUGGAUAGAAUCUCCAAAAUUGAUGGGAAGCUGACAACAGCUCCUUCUUUACCAGAAGUGCAUCUCUCCCAAUAUGUUCCCUCUUUGGAGAAGCUUGCUACUCUGAAGCUACUUCAACAAGUGUCUAAGAUGUAUCAGACGAUAAGAAUUAAGAGUCUAUCUCAGUUGGUCCCUUUCUUUGACUUCUCAGACGUUGAGAAGAUAUCAGUUGACGCUGUGAAACACAAUUUUUUGGCCAUGAAAGUUGAUCAUGUGAAGGGUUUUGUAACUUUUGGAAACCUGGGUAUUGACUCUGAUGAGUUGAGAGAUCCUCUGACUAUUUUUGCUGAGACUAUGAACAAAGUAAGAGCCAUGUUAUUCCCUACUUCAUGUAAAGCGUCAAAGCUUGGUAAUGACAUAGCACCAAAUCUAGAAGAGACUGUUGAAAAGGAGCAUAAGAGAUUGCUUGCUAGGCAAUCAAUCAUUGAAAAGAGGAAGGAGGAACAAGAACGUCAGCAACUAGAGAUGGAACAUGAAGAGGAGCAGAGAAAGCUUAAGCUUCUGAAGCAAACAGAAGAAGCGGAACAGAAGAGACUUGCCUCAGAGGUUGAGGGGAGGAGGAGACAAAGAAUCCUUAGGGAGAUAGAGGAGAGGGAGCUUGAGCAAGCUCAGGCUUCUCUAGAGGCCACUGAGAGACGCCAGAUAAAUGGAGAGGAAAGGGAGAGGAGGCUCCGUAGACUUGCCAAAACAAUGGAUUACCUUGAACGAGCAAAGAGAGAAGAGUCUGCCCCUUUGAUUGAAGCUGCAUAUCAGCAAAGACUCAUUGAGGAAAGAGAACUUGAGGAACAGACUGAGAUCAAGCUCAGCAAGGAACGUCAUGAGAGUGACCUUAAGGAGAAAGUCAGAGUGGCCAGAAUGUUAAGUUCAGAAUCUUUUGAAAUAUUCCAGAAGAGAGUGAUUAGGCUUCGAGAAGCUGAGCUUGAGAGACAAAAGAGAGAGAAAGAGGAGCAUCUUGCCCAAGUGAAACAAGAAAGAGAUGUUAAGAGAAAGCAAAUAUAUUAUUUGAAAUGUGAAGAGGAAAGAAUAAGAAAGCUUAAUGAAGAAGAGGAAGCUCGUAAGCAGAGAGGUCCUUCACAAUCGUCUGCAAAAUACAUUCCUAAGUUCAGGCUUAGCCAAGCCACUGAAGUUUCAGUCUCUGCCGAUGAGCAGUGGGGAAGGAGAAGACCACAACAUAGUGGCAGGGACAGUGCUGCACCUCUGGUUGAAGGAGAUCAACGUGGCAAUGCAGGUGAGCGACCUGGUGGUGGUUCUUGGCGCAGUGAAGAAGGCAGAUAUGCGUUGAGAAGUAGCGGUCCAAGGUCUUCCUUUUCAUCAACGCUGAUGCCUGUGUAG